CAGUGUUGACAAUACUUACAUUUCCUGUUUAGCUCAACAUUGAUCUUCUUGGAAUUUGUAGAGUGACAAAAAUACACAUUAGAUGUCUAUCACUUAACCAUCUAGAUAGAGUAAAAGCAGCCACAGCUAAGACCACAGCGUCGUGUCAGCAUGAACACCCUCGAACACAGGGCCGCCAUAACAGGGGAAAGGUUAGAACCAUUCUAAGCAAAGUAUAAAAUGAGCUUUAAGCCACCAGCAAACACUGACAGAAAUGCGUGUGCUACGUCUGUGCAGAUGCCUGGAUGAGAAGACUAUCUUCUAGGUUGGCCACUCCAUUCAGUUACACAACAGGUUUUACUCAUCUCUCUCUAUGAGCAUCACACCCUUCCUUUUAUAACCUGGCUGAUGCAUUCAUUUCCUGUUUUGUAGUUUAAAGCAAGGUUGCAAGCCACUGAAAACCUAACUUGGGCAGCAUCUUUGUUCAACAAAACAAGGGCAGAGAACACCACAAAACUGCAAACUCGGUUAAACGUCAAGGUAUUAAUGCAUCACUUACAUAAGUUAAUCAGCUAGUUUAAAUAAAGUUUUUGUGUCUCCAUGUCUGAUGUUGAAAUACAUUUUUUUUUUAAAUGGUGCAGAAACUAGGUGAAGUAAAAAAGUGGAAAAUAGUUCUAAACUUCAAUACAAAGUUAAGACAUAGUGUAAAAGGAUAGUUCCCCCAUAAGUGAACUAUGCCUUUAAAUGAAUCCCUUGUGCAAAAAGCUGCAAAUAUGAAAAGCAGAAGAUAAAAAAAAAAACACAUUGCCCAAAGAAGCCACCCUUAUUUUGAAAAUCCAUGACUUGAUAUUUGCUACUUUAAAUCUUCUAAUGUCAAAAAAAGAUUGUUUUCAAAUGCAUUUUUGGUACACAAAGUUUACAAACUUGAAUGUUCUUACUGACCGUAGUAUCAGACAGUUACACCCUUCAGGAGGAUAAAAGCCACGCCUCUGCUGUGCAAUACUUAGCAUUUGUGCUGAGGUCCUUCCUCUUUAUGGUUUGCUAUCUUUCAGUUCCUGCCACACGCAACUUGUUUUUGAACAAGAGAGGCUGUAUCAUACCUUACUGACACAGGUCUCCUCCCGGGUAGUCGUUUCUGGCAGGUUAGAAUCUUCACUCAACAUGGGAGUUAAGAAUCAGAGGAUUAUAAAAAUAAUCUCAAUUUCUGUGAGUAUAACCAUGUGUAUCUUUAUGCUGAACUAUCCAGGACAAAGGACAAAUUGUCCUCACAAGGAAAAGCUGGCCUUGAAUCAUUUUCUAAAGCCAGAUGUUGGAGAACUAAAAGCUUGUUCUGCUAUUAUCCAAGGAGACAUGGAUGGAGUGGAUAAGGAUGCUUUCAGGAAGCUUCUAAAAUCUAAAAAAAGAACAUCUCUGCUAUCAGAGUCAUUCUACCUCAACGCAACCAAGGAUUGUUCAUCCUACGUUCGAGACAGAGGAUUUCUGAUGGUUUCUCUUAGUAAAGAGGAGAAAGAUUUUCCCAUUGCUUACUCCAUGGUGAUCCAUGAGAAGAUCGAGAUGUUUGAAAGGCUCCUGAGAGCCAUUUACACUCCUCACAAUGUGUACUGUGUUCACGUGGACCAGAAGUCUCCUGAGAUCUUUAAAGAAGCAGUAAAAGCCAUCACGUCCUGCCUGACCAACGUGUUUGUGGCCAGCAAACUGGAGAGUGUGAUCUACGCCUCCUGGUCUCGAGUUCAAGCGGACAUCAACUGCAUGAAGGAUCUGCUCAAGUCACCUGUUCAGUGGAGGUAUCUGCUCAACACAUGUGGCACUGAUUUCCCCAUUAAAACCAAUGCAGAAAUGGUCCAGUCUCUAAAACACCUGAAUGGAAAGAAUAGUUUGGAGUCUGAGAUCGUAGGAGGCAAAAACUGGCGUUGGCAGUAUCAUCACAAUGUUACGAAUGUUGUGAAGAAGACAGAUGUCAAAAAGUCACCUCCACCAAUAAGGACCCCCAUGUUUGCAGGAAAUGCUUACUUUGUGGUUUCAAGAGAGUUUGUGGAGCACAUCUUUAAAAGCAAAGAGAUUCAAAACUUCAUGGAAUGGGAGAAAGACACGUACAGUCCAGACGAGCACAUGUGGGCUACAUUACAGCGGAUGCCUUCAGUACCAGGAUCCAAUCCUCCAAACGUCAAAUAUGCGCAAUCGGACAUGAACUCAAUUGCUCGGCUGGUAAAGUGGAGCUACCAUGAAGGAGAUCUAAACAAUGGGGCUCCCUACCCACCAUGCACUGGGACGCACAGAAGGGCAGUGUGUGUCUAUGGAGCUGGAGACUUAAAAUGGAUCGUGCAGCAACACCAUCUUUUGGCAAAUAAGUUUGACCCAGAAGUAGACGACUUAGCAAUCAAAUGCAUGGAAGCCUUUUUAAGGUACAAAGCUCUUUAUGGUCGAUCAUUACUAACAGCUGAAACAUCGGACAUUGUUUUAUGAUGUUUUUAACAACAGGUUCAAAAGCUACCUGUAUAUUUUUGUAAAUAAUGUGUCAGUUUUUUACUGAUAUGAAAUAUAUUGAUAAAUUGAUAAAUGUUUAAUGUUUACAUAAUAUAUUAUGCAGGUCAUAUUUUUAUUAGGAUGUCACAAAUUGUUAAAUAAAGUUAACUCAUUUUAAAAACUAUUAGACUUCAGAGAAGCUCUCUUUUUGGUAUGGAUAAUAUUUCAUAUAAACUAGUAAAAAGAGAUUUACUAAUAACUUUUAAGAAAAAGAACAGAUCGUUGGUCAGUCAGUCUACCAACAAUAGGGAUCUUGAUAAAAACAAAAAUGAUCUGUCAGUGCAUGAUAAUGUGCUCUGACAUAUAACAAAUAAUUAACAUUUAUGUAAAAAUGUAUCACAUAAAUGUUUCUAUAAAUAAAGAAACAAAAUGAUUUUCAUUAAAAUGGAGCAUACACAGAAUGUGUGGUAUGAUCACAGAAAUGACAGUCAACACAGACAGCUUGAAUGUCUGAAAAUUAUUGUUAACAACGAAUGUGACAUAUUGUACCAAGGAUUGGAACUGAAAACCACUGUUAAAAGUGAUACAAUUGGGUGUAAUUUGUGAAAUUUAUUUGUGACUUUACUUCAAGAUAGUAAUCUCAAAGACACCGCAAGUCACUAACAUAAAUACUAUAAUCACAGGAAACAAUGAAAACACAUAAAGCAGUCACUUUUCUUAAAUAUCACCUAGGAAACCACUCAUAGACUCAUAAAGAAACAAUUUUAGUAUUUUCCAUAGACUAAUUAUGUUAACAUUUUAAACUAACCAUGUUUGUAUUUGAAUGUGCACUACUGAUCUGUAAUGUUUGUUAAUGAGUUACGAAAGCAUUUAUGCCAUAUUUUUAAAUAAAAAAAAAUAAAAAAAAUUCUUGACUCAUAUGCAAACAUGAACAUGAAUGUCACUGCAUGCAGUGGGUUACAUUUUGGAAAAGGAAGUUACAGCAGAAAUAUAUUCGGAGAAUCACACUUACAAACAGAGCCAAGAACAUGCAAAGCAUAUGAUAAAAUCACUUCCUGCUCAAACAACAGAACAUCAAAGAUGAAGCUGAACAGCUGUCAUGUACACAACAGUAUGCCACGAGUUGAUGAGCACUGAACCAAACCUGAGUAUAACUACUAUGAUAUUAAAAUUCUACUUGUUAUUGUAAAUGUUAAAUAAAGAGAUCAAAUGUUAAGUUA
Molecule: messenger RNA, 3662 nt
Organism: Labeo rohita (rohu)
Lineage: Eukaryota; Metazoa; Chordata; Actinopteri; Cypriniformes; Cyprinidae
Product: beta-1,3-galactosyl-O-glycosyl-glycoprotein beta-1,6-N-acetylglucosaminyltransferase 3-like
Exons: 1
Coding region: 1141-2442 (433 amino acids)
Cellular component (GO): membrane
Molecular function (GO): acetylglucosaminyltransferase activity
Source: RefSeq, a predicted model, not a curated record